Messenger RNA from Coregonus clupeaformis (lake whitefish), 3813 nucleotides. It is a transcript of the gene rbm12, whose product is annotated as RNA binding motif protein 12. The transcript is spliced from 4 exons. The record is from RefSeq and is a predicted model, not a curated record. Gene Ontology annotation, cellular component: nucleoplasm; ribonucleoprotein complex. NCBI's taxonomy places the organism in Eukaryota, Metazoa, Chordata, Actinopteri, Salmoniformes, Salmonidae. Gene Ontology annotation, molecular function: RNA binding. Bases 296 to 2878 code for a protein of 860 amino acids. Gene Ontology annotation, biological process: regulation of RNA splicing.
CGCUCGACCGACAUUUUACUAGCUACAAGAAGAGAGAAGAGCACGGGGUGGAGAGAACGCGUCACAAAAUAUAAUAAAGAUCUUUUAACAGAUAUUUCGUUUUGCAGAAUUUGCUGUCUACCUGCAGCCCUUCAGAUUUGGCAACUGCUUUUGUACUCUGACGGACUGAGCUUUUAGCUAACGUCUAGAAUUGAUUUAAAUUGCUUGCCGUCAGGAUUGGCUUGGAUAUCCUGUGCCACAGUUUUAACGAAGCACCACUUAUUAUUACAGGUGUGUGUUGUUUCACCUCAGCAGCAUGGCUGUGGUCAUCCGCUUGCAGGGUCUCCCGAUAGUGGCGGGGACCAUGGACAUACGCCAUUUCUUCUCUGGAUUGACUAUCCCGGAUGGUGGGGUGCAUAUUGUAGGGGGUGAACAUGGUGAGGCUUUUAUUGUUUUCGCCACAGAUGAAGAUGCCAGGCUUGGCAUGAUGCGUACAGGGGGAGCAAUCAAAGGUUCUAAAGUGUCACUUUUGCUGAGCAGCAAGACCGAGAUGCAGAAUAUGAUCGAACUUAGCCGCAGGCGUUUUGAAACAGGCAAUGUGGAGGGAGCCGCAGGAAACGGUAGCACAGGUGGGAGGGGCAGUUUACCCACCACUUUACAAGGCUUCAGCAACACCACACCAACCACAGUCACCACAGCUGCAUCUGCACAUGAAACUAUAAGCAACAAAAAUGUGUCCACGUUUGCCACCACUAGUAUGGGAAACAUGCCCCCCAGUUUCAGCAACAACUUCAGCAGCCCAAAUCUUACCAUGGGAUCCACUAUGACAACAGCCAUGUCCUCCCUCAACUCUGUACCUAUCCCCCCUUUGCCAACCAUGCCAUCCCUGCCACCCAUGCCUUCCAUACCCCCCAUGCCACUUCCACCACCAGUGUCAUCUAUGCCUCCUGUUCCCACUGUGUCACCUUUAACCCAAGGCCCUCCUGUCCUUCCCAUGAGUCAUCUGUCCCACAUGGGCUCAAUGCCACCAUUUAACCCAGGCAUCCCACCCCCUGGUGGAUUGGCCUCAGGGCUGCCUCUAGGAACCCCAAACCACAUGUUUCUCGGCCAUAUGAACCCUCUGUUAAAUCUCCAGGCACACAUGAAGGCAGCAAUAGGUAAUUCAGAUGAGUUAUAUGUCCACCUUCAAGGCCUGCCCUUCUCAGGGACAGAAAUGGAUAUUAGGGAGUUUUUCCGUGGGUUAGCGGUGGACUCCAUCCGACUGGUCAGGGACAACAUGGGCCGGAGUAGCGGCAGGGCCCUGGCCAAGUUCUUUUCCCCUCAGGACACUUUUGAGGCACUCAAAAGAAGCACCGGAAUGUUAGGGCAGAGGUACGUGGACAUCUCUCCGGCCACAGAGCGGCAGUGGAUGAGUGUCAGCAGUGGUGGCAUCGGGGUAGGAGAGCACGCCCACUUAAAAUUCAGUAAUGAGCCCCAAGACCAGCACCGCCGCAGCAACAUGAGUUCAGCGUCCCCGUCAACCAGAGACCGUGCGAGGUCCCGCUCCCCUCACAACAAGGAGUUCUGUGUUUACCUGAAAGGCCUGCCCUACGAAGCAGUAAACAAACAGAUCUGUGAGUUUUUCAAAAACCUGGACAUUGUGGAAGACAGCAUUUACAUUGCUUAUGGACCCACUGGCCGAGCUACAGGCGAGGGCUUUGUUGAGUUCAAAAAUGAAAUGGACUACAAAGUUGCCCUCGGCUGUCACAUGCAGUAUAUGGGAAGCCGAUUCAUACAAGUUCAUCCCAUCAGUAAAAAAGCUAUGUUUGAAAAGAUUGGUUCAAUUCGUCAAAGGAUGCAGGGUGGUGAUAAGAAAAACAACUCAGAAUCAGGCAAGAGCCCUAGAAACUGUGCUCACAUCUCAAAUAUUCCAUAUAAUGUGUCAAAGAAAGAUGUCCGUCUGUUUCUAGAAGGCAUUUCAGUAUUUGAUGAAAGUCUUAAAGUUCUGGUUGACAGCAGUGGUAACGGUCUAGGUCAGGCUGUUGUGCAGUUCAGGGCAGAGGAGGAUGCGCUAAAUGCUGAGAGACUACACAGGCAGAAGUUAAAUGGCAGAGAUGCAUUUGUACAUUUGGUCACCUUUGAGCAGAUGAAGGAAAUCGAGAGAAACCCACCACCACAGGUUAAAAGAGGCCAGAAAACCCAAGGGAACGCUCAAGGCCAGGCACAGAAUCCAGUUCAAGCCCAAGCUCACCCCUUUUCCGUUAUGUCAGGAGAAGAGUUCAACUUCCUCAGAAACACUGUAGGCAAUUUAGGCAAUGGUCCUUUUACGCCGUUUACUGUCCCAGGUAAUGGACUAGCGGGCCCUCCUCCUCUACCCCCACUUGCAGCAAGUCUAGGGGAUGUAGGCCUUAGCAUUCCCCCACCCAUGGUUGCCGGUCACUUGCCUGGAGCAGUUCUGGAACCCCCAGGCUUCCGACCAGGCAGCAACAAUGGCCCACCUGGCUUUGGGCCAGAGGGCUUGAGGGGCAUGCCACCUUUUGACAACGGCCCUAGAAAGAGCGGAGGCCUCAACAACCGAGGAGGUGGCCAAGGGCGAUCAGUAGGGGGCCCUCAGUCUGCCUUUGGCCCUGGCUCUGACCCUCUGAGAGGGCAGUCAACCGGAGGCCCUGGUAACCCUCGUGGACCUACCAUUGUAAAGAUCCAAAACAUGCCUUUCACUGUAACAGUCGAUGAGAUUCUAGAUUUCUUUUAUGGGUAUCAAGUGCUGCCUGGUUCAGUCUGUCUGCAGUUCAGUGAAAAGGGCCUGCCCACUGGCGAGGCAAUGGUUGCCUUUGAGUCACACAAGGAGGCAACGUCUGCUGUCAUGGAUUUAAAUGAUAGGCCUAUUGGAGCUAGGAAGGUGAAGAUAACCCUAGGAUAAGACUCCCAAUUUUCCCCUCUACCAAUAAUGAUUAAGGGAAACUUGCGGUUUCAUUAAUGCAAAGGUAAGAACUUGCAUUUAGGAUGAAUUUAAUCUCCCAAUUAUCUUUAGUUCCUUUACCAAAAUUAUGAGGUUUGUAGCGUAGGAAUGAAAUGGGGAAACUGCUAUAUCGAUUUGAUGUAUAAUAUGAUUACUAAAGUGGGGUGUGUGGAUUUUCAAAUGGCGAAAAACCAAAUGUUGCCAUGUUGAUGUAGCUUGAGUCCAAUCAUGUUUCGAGCACGAGCCCUGAAAUUCAUUUCAUAAGUCUAAAUAAUAUGGUUGGAGUAGGAGGGUAGUCUCUUAUUGCUGUACUGAGACAUCACUUUCACUUGGAAGCAUGUAUCAUUUUCAAAUGCCCUGACACAUUUUGUGUUCUUGUAUUUCUUCCAUAGAUUUAACAUUCUCUUUACUUUUACCUGUGCUUUGUGAUGAUAUUCUAAAGUGGGUACUCGCCAAAUGCUGCCAUGCAUGGUGUUAGUGCAGAGAACACUUAUUGUGCCAUGGUUAAAGCAUUUGCUUAUUUGCUCUAUGCUGUUUUUCACUGUUAAUAAAUGCAAAUGUCAAUGUUGUUGUUAGCUAUGAUGUGUGAGAAAUUGUACUGCUUGUUUCUGAGAAAAAUAUGUUGAAUUUUGCAUUUGGUUUAAUGGUCUUCAGAGCUCUUUAGAACUUUUUGUAUCUGCCAACCCUCCCACUGCGAUAUGUUCUUUUUGAAAGUAUGAGCUGUUUUGCAAAGAUGUAGAUACUAUUUGGAAUGUCUUAGUUUUGUAGUGUUGCCUGACAAGAUACAUUUUUAUGUUUCAUUUUUGGGGACGUUCCGGUUUAUUAUUUCACAAGUGUGUAUAUAGCCUACUGUUUAGCUUACACUUUUGUCAAUAAAAUGACAUUCCUGACAUAGA